UGUGACUGACAUCGCGCGAUAUCAGGACGAACGAGAUUUCACGCCUCCCUUUCCCCCGGAACUUUCGGCAAGAUGGCGGAUGCAGAGAUCAAGAAGAAGCGUACAUUCAGGAAAUUCACCUACAGGGGUGUUGAUCUGGAUCAGCUUCUGGACAUGUCCUAUGAGCAGCUGAUGCAGCUGUACUGCGCCCGCCAGCGAAGGAGGCUGAACCGUGGCUUGCGCCGUAAGCAGCAGUCCCUCCUGAAGCGUCUGCGCAAGGCCAAGAAGGAAGCUCCACCCAUGGAGAAGCCAGAGGUGGUGAAGACCCAUCUGAGAGACAUGGUCAUCCUGCCCGAGAUGGUCGGCUCCAUGGUUGGUGUCUACAACGGAAAGACCUUCAACCAGGUUGAAAUCAAGCCUGAGAUGUGUGGCCACUACUUGGGUGAGUUCUCCAUCACCUACAAGCCAGUUAAGCACGGUCGUCCCGGUAUUGGAGCCACACACUCUUCCCGUUUCAUCCCUCUGAAGUAAAAUGGCUGUACACUUUGUAUAAAUAAAAACAAAAAUGGGUACUCCAUAAAACUUGA
Syngnathus typhle (broad-nosed pipefish) is the source of this 566-nucleotide messenger RNA. It is a transcript of the gene rps15, whose product is annotated as ribosomal protein S15. NCBI's taxonomy places the organism in Eukaryota, Metazoa, Chordata, Actinopteri, Syngnathiformes, Syngnathidae. The coding region runs from base 73 to 510 and encodes 145 amino acids. Gene Ontology annotation, biological process: translation; ribosomal small subunit assembly. Gene Ontology annotation, molecular function: RNA binding; structural constituent of ribosome. Gene Ontology annotation, cellular component: cytosolic small ribosomal subunit; ribosome. The transcript is spliced from 4 exons. The record is from RefSeq and is a predicted model, not a curated record.